UGCAGUGCUGACACUUGUAUUAUAACCUAGAAAUUUUUAAAAUAGUGUAAUUUCAUAAUUUGAAUUUCUCUGCAAUUAUGCUAUAUUCCAGUGACAGCAGUGAUUGUGACAGUGAUGAAGAAUUUUUUACAAAAAAGUGUUUCGCGGUGGAGUUACCCAAAAAUUUCGAUCCAAACUCGACGCCAAGCACAGGUGAAGAGUACCUACAGCAUGUCAUGUACGAAGCACGUAAUUGUGACAAAGUAAAGUCAGUGAAUUUUGACAGCCACAAGUUUCGCCAGAAACAAACGGUUUACGUCUCCGAAACGGAUCGUGAUUAUGUGGCUGCACCAACACGAAUGGUACCGUCGAUUGAAUGGCAAGAAAACAUCAUACGUGAGUUUGAAGAUUAUCGACACUAUGUUGCGUCACAAUUGCCACACACUCCCAAUCCCAAGAAGUCUGACUUUAUAUGGAGUGAGAAUUCGGCAUUGGAAUAUCCCGAGCUUCUAACAAUAACCAAUCUGAAUUGCAUAGAGCAGACUUCAAUAUUAAAACGAAUAAUCGAAAACUUGGAAAGCAUCAAGGAAGGAUGCAGCAUAGACAGGGUACUAGGUUGUUGGAUAUACAGUAUUUUAAGUGUGUUGGAGAAGCCAUUGUAUGGUAACAGCUAUCUUUUACUACGAGAUUUAUCUAGAGAGUGUAGUAAAAUUAGAUCUAAACUCCCUUCCGAUGCGUCACCUGAGCUGUACACACCGUUGAAUGUGUUUAUAUGCAUUGUGGCACGAUUCUUUGGCCAGUUAGAUUUAAUCGACUCCUAGUCUACACAUCCUUUAUUUCAAACACAUUUAUUAAAGUUAGGCCAUUUUUGUAUUUCUUGAUAAAGCAUUAACCCGGGACUGUGAGUUGCACUGAGCUGUCUCGCACCGUAUAGUUUGUAAUUGGAGCUAAUUUCUUGUAGUUCCUUUGCACAUUGUAUUAAAUCUUUACCUACU
Messenger RNA from Photinus pyralis (common eastern firefly), 974 nucleotides. RefSeq names its product gem-associated protein 2. The transcript is spliced from 3 exons. Lineage: Eukaryota; Metazoa; Arthropoda; Insecta; Coleoptera; Lampyridae. Gene Ontology annotation, biological process: spliceosomal snRNP assembly; spliceosomal complex assembly. The record is from RefSeq and is a predicted model, not a curated record. Gene Ontology annotation, cellular component: spliceosomal complex; nucleus; SMN complex. Bases 78 to 800 code for a protein of 240 amino acids.